Molecule: messenger RNA, 4083 nt
Organism: Colius striatus (speckled mousebird)
Lineage: Eukaryota; Metazoa; Chordata; Aves; Coliiformes; Coliidae
Gene: GPNMB
Product: glycoprotein nmb
Exons: 11
Coding region: 73-1761 (562 amino acids)
Biological process (GO): cell adhesion
Molecular function (GO): integrin binding
Source: RefSeq, a predicted model, not a curated record
AGGGUGCACAGGCUCCAGGCGCUCCCUGCUCCCCUGUGCACGCUGAGCCGGCCGCUGCGGGCCCCUGGUACCAUGAGCGCUGCCAUGCGCCGCCACCUUGGACUCUUGCUCCUGGCCCAAGUGCUGCUGUGCACCGCUGCCACACGGUUUCAAGAUGUGCUGAGCCAUGGAAGAACUUCUGCUGCCACAUCCUAUAGGAAGCUACAAGGCUGGUCUAGUGAUCAAAAUAAAUGGAACGAAAAGCUUUACCCUUUCUGGGAAGAAGGCGAUCCCAGAUGGAAAGACUCCUGGAAAGAUGGACAGGUGACAGCCAAAUUGGACACUGACAGCCCAGCACUGGUAGGAUCCAACGUGACCUUUGUUGUGACUCUCCAGUUUCCCAAGUGUCAGAAAGAAGAUAAUGAUGGCAACAUAAUAUAUGAGAGAAACUGUACCCGGGAUCCUCCAGCAUCGCAGGAUCAGCAAGUCUAUGUCUACAACUGGACUGAAUGGAUCGACAACUGUGGCUGGGAAAACUGCACAAGCAACCACAGCCAUGAUGUAUUCCCAGAUGGGAGACCUUUCCCUCAUUAUCCUGGAUGGAGGAAGAGGAACUUUGUCUACGUGUUUCACACAUUUGGUCAGUACUACCAAAGAACUGGACGAUCUUCAACAACGUUUUCUGUCAACACAGCAAACAUCACUGUUGGCAAACACGUGAUGGCAGUAUCCAUUUACAGGAGAGGGCACUCCACACACAUUCCAAUUGCAAGAGCAAGUGCUGUUUAUGUUGUAACAGACAAAAUUCCACUAUCUGUGACUAUGUUCCAAAAACAUGACCGCAACAUCUCAGACUCCAUCUUUAUCAAAGACUCACCAGUCACUUUUGAUGUGAAGAUCCAUGAUCCCAGCUACUAUCUUAAUAAUUCUGCCAUCUCCUACAAGUGGAACUUUGGAGAUGGAAGUGGCUUAUUUGUAGCCAGCAGUUCCACCACAUCUCACACCUACACUCUGCAAGGAAACUUCACUCUGAAUUUAACUGUCCAAGCAAUUAUACCUGUACCUUGCAAGCCAGUAACACCCACUGCACCACUGCCCACAUCAGCAGUAACAACUGGAGCAUCUUUUAAUUCAGACUCUUCUACCAUUAUUGAGACAAUGGAAGACAGUCCCGACGAAGGCUGCCAUAUUUAUAGAAAUGGAUACUAUGGAACUGGUAUUUCUGUCAUAGAGGGAAUCCUUGAGGUAAAUAUUAUUCAGAUGACGACCAUCCAGAUGACAGAAAGUCAAGCUGAAAAUUCACUUGUUGACUUUGUUGUUACCUGCCAAGAGAGUCUCCCCACAGAUGUCUGCACCGUAGUUUCUGACCCGACGUGCCAAGUGUCAAAGAGUGUGGUAUGUGACCCCGUCACCGUCAAAAACGAAUGCUUACUCACCAUCAGGAGAGCUUUUGAGGAACCUGGAACCUACUGUAUAAACAUCACCUUGGGAGAUGACACAAGCCAAGCCCUUGCCAGUGCGUUGAUCUCUGUAAAUAGAGGAUCAUCAUCAGGAACAACAGAAGGUGUUUUUAUCUUCCUUGGCUUGUUGGCAGUGUUUGCCGCCAUUGGGGCUUUUAUCCUUUACAAGAGAUACAAGCAAUACAAGCCUAUUGAGAGGAACACAGGACAAGCAGAGAACCAGGAGGGAUUAACUACUUACUUCAGCAAGUUCAAAGCCAUUUUCUUUUCUAGUAACACUGAGAGAAAUCCUCUGCUGAAAGGCAAACCAGGCAUUGUUUAAAUCUAUGGUCUAACUCUGACUAUUAGACUAAGUACAGGACUAAGAUCUGAACUGUACUUUGAUGGGGUUUUCUUGUUAUAAAAAAACAGGGAGUAAGGUGAAAGCACAUAUAGACGGGAUGAUACCUUUUUGGGGCUUGGUGCAAUUAGAAAUAUGAAAAUAGUCCGUUGUAGAAAACAAUGAGGUAGUUUUGAGCACUUGCUGUUCUUGCUUGUGAUCUAGGAUACAUUCUUCUGAAUAACUGACAUAACCACCACUCUACCACCUCCCUUUUCUGGGUUUUCUUACUUACUAGGAUACUUGCAACACUAAUCAGACUCCCAAUCUGGAGGAAGGAAGAAAGAUUAAUUUAAAAAACAAACAACCAACCAAACAAUUGUUGUAAAUACUUAGUCUAUGGCUGCUUACUGCCUUAGCAGGAUUUGUGCCUUUGCUAGAAAGAAAGACACAGGGGGCAGACACAUGUGACGCCUGUGGAAUGAGACGUGCCGUGGCCUGUUCCCAGGCAUUGGCACUACACUGCUGCCACUGUUAACUGUUGAGGAGGUCCUAGAGCAAGGCUGCCCCAGGCAGGCCAGCUCCCCACCAAGCAAACCCCAGAUGCUGGGAAGAACCAGAGGCAUCACUCCCCACCGGGAGCCUGGCAGCAGCCACCCUGUUUUGCAGGCUUCAGUAGCAUGGAUGCAGGUCAUUACAUGCCAGUUGGCCUCAGGGAUGGAAAAGAGGGUUGGACAUAUUUAGUUUCCCCCUGGAUGUGGCUACCAGUGUACAAGUCUCACUACAAUCUAGACCACAGACAGCAAACAACAACAUAAGGCCCAUCUGCUUGGCUCUCCUCAUUGAAACUUUUAUUCUGAGUCCCAUGUAAAAUCCUUAGAUGCAAUUGUUGUUGCUGUCUUUGUCUCCUUUGUUUCUAUUGGUGUUGAGACACUGGACUGGCACCACCGCUCCCACAAGAGCUUAUAUGUGCUUCAUGUACAAAGGUCAGCAGAACAAGGGCUCUAGCAGCAAGAGGUAACACUCAGCUCCCUUUCCCCUUCUCCUUCAUUCCUCACUCUCCUGCUGUAAAGAUACAUUGAUUUCUGCUUGCUCCUCCAUCUCUCUGUCUUUAAUCACUUAAUCAAUAAAUGAAAAUCCCAAUAUAAAUAAAAUACUACGCUCCGGUUUCUGCUUUUGCAUGAUACAGUUUAGAAAGUGUGAAAUUCUGCAAAAUCAAUGUGCCUUCACUUGCUCUCUCUAGCUACAGUUCUAGCUGUGUUAAGAAACCUUACACUGAGGCCUUUCCCUAGUCUUCUAGCCAUCCAUGCUCAUUGUUCUCCAUCAUGGUGUUCCACAAUGCCAGACCAGAGGCAGUCUGCUGAAGGCUGGAUUACUGGAUGAGAAAAGGCAAGCAGCUUAUUUGUAGAAAGGAAGAGGUUGCUAAAAAGGUUCACCGAGAGAACAAAUAAAAGAUGCUUUAAAUACUUUGUUAUCCACAAGAGCCUUGCUGCUAAUAUCACAGGUGAUAAUCAAAAUGAAAUUAACUUUCAACUAGGGGCUUGGCAAAUGACCUUAAGCAGUCCAUUUUAAACACUGAAUUCCUUGAAGAUCUAUGUUGGGAUAUAUUUAGCAUAUUUACUGUAUCUCGGAAUACCCGGAUAGGUAACUCUUCUCCGUUCCUCAGGCAAUAUAUAAGCAUAAACAUAUUUUCCUGGUAUCUCAGCAGACUUGCCAAAUGCUUGUCAUUUGUAAUCUAAAUCCAGUCUUCAUUACCACUUCCCCAGUGCAUGUAGAUACUUUAAAUGAUGUGAGGAUAUAAAAAAACCGCAGCUUUGGACAUACCUCUGAGAUCAGUUCUUUGAGUUCUAAAAUUCAACAGUCUCUUUUUUCUUUUGUUACCAGGUUCUCCAAUAUUUUAACUAUUUUGUGGCCAUCCCAGUUGUAUUAUUAAAACCACCACGUUUGCCUUUGUUUCAUCUUCUUUAUACAUAACAUCCUAUUGUCUAACCAUAACUGGGCACUAAAAACUAUUCUCUGACUUAAACAGAAAACACAUCCUGCAAAAAUUGCUGCCUGAAUGUUAUGUCUUCCGUUAUCAGUCAGGCUACAGACAGGAAGGACUGUAAACUAUCCUUGUUGCCCCAGCUUGAGACAGGACAGAGGUUUAGUGGAUGGUCUGUAAUGCAGCAUGACAAAAUUAAAUCUGUCACAGCUAUAACUCCCUGGAUCAGUGGUGAUGCAGGCUAUCUCUGACCUGUGUUAUAUGCAGAAAGCAUCUUAUUUCAGCAAAACAUUGCAUGUUAAGAACCCAGAGACAUCUUAAGUUUUUGCAUAGAAAGCAGC